GUGAACCAUCCCACACUUACACAGCUUGCCAAAUCUCUGCCACGUGUUUUGUCUAGGAUAGAGCACCUAAGACAGUCAGUUUGUAUGUUCGGGCAUAUCAAACGUGGAAGAAGUAGGCUGUGAAGUGUAGUGCAACUGCCUUACCAGCUGAUCCUGCUGAUCCUGGUGUCUUUGCCCUGUAUUUGGUGCAUCUCAUCCAACAGGGAAGUUCAGUCUCACUGCUUAACAGUGCUAUAUAUGGAGCAAGCUGGGUCCACAAGAAGAGUGGCUACCAGGAACUGAACGAGCACCCUUUAAUUCGGCAAGUAGCUGAAGCCGGUCGAAGAAUUUUAGCGAAACCACCUAAUCGCAAAAAGGCUUUG
Molecule: messenger RNA, 362 nt
Organism: Porites evermanni
Lineage: Eukaryota; Metazoa; Cnidaria; Anthozoa; Scleractinia; Poritidae
Source: the annotation of a GenBank genome assembly